CAGCAAGGGGUCUUCUGCUGCAGAGAACAGUGGUGGCCACUCUGGCUGCCUCCUCCUUCCUGGCUUGCUUGGGCCCUACUCGAGUUCAGGCUUCACUGCGGCCUACAUGGAGGCCUCCGUGGAAGCCCCGCCCACCUGCCGAUCAGCUGAGAGGCGGGAGAAAAGGAGCUCUUUGCCGCUUGCCUGCUGCCAGGAGAACAAGCUGGAGAGACGGCGAAGAGGGCAAGUGGCUGAGAGGCUAUGGGGCUGGGCAGGGGGCAAUGGGGAGUCACAUGAGGUGCCUCUGGGGUGCUCCUCCAGGCAGUGGGGCCCCCAGACAACUGUCUCCCCUUGCCCUAUCAUUGUUAUGCGCCUGGUGGGUAGCAUGCUUCUGAGCAGUGGAUUUAGUUGGAAGAUUCCCAGCAGCAGGAGAUGUAAUUCCUAGCUCUCUCAGACCCUUUUAUCACUCAGCAUUGCCUUUUGGGUUUUUGUUGUUGCUGGUUGUUUUUUUUUUUUAAGUUAUGUUUAUUGUGUAAUUUAAUUUAGUCUUACCUUCAGCUGCCUUGGGUAUCUCUUGUCAAACAGAAAGGAGGGAUAUACAUAUAAUAAAUAAUGUUAUAUUUUAUAUAAAGAGAGAGAAGAGAGCUUGCUACUAUUCUAGAGAUAGCACUUUGAAUUGUACCUUGAAAGCAGUGUUUUGCAAACUUUUACUUUCUCACUUAAAUUCAUCUGUCAAGGAACCUCUACAUGCUUGUGGAUUAACCCCAGCUUGCCACCAAAGAUUCCAGAUCAUGUUCUCGGAAACAUCAGGAAGUUGCCUUGUGCUGAGUCAUACCUUUGAUAAGUGAUGUCGAUAGGCUAUACCUCCCUCGCAGCUCAGGUGGAAGAGGAAUGCUGCAAGUCCAUCAAACAGUAGAGGAGGAGAAAAGAGGACUUGAAGAAUAUAUCAAGGACAGUGAAGAAGAUGCACUGAAAAUGGUCAAUAAUGAGAAACUAUUCAACACCAAUGAAACAAAGCAGGCCUACAAGAAAGAACAAGUCAAGAACCGAGCAGAAAAAUGGAGAAAUAAGCCCCUGCAUGGUCAAUAUUUGCACAAUAUAAGUGGAAAAUCAGACAUCACCAAGACCUGGCUAUGGCUUAAGAAUGGCAACUUGAAAAAAGAAACAGAGGGUUUAAUACUGGCUGCACAAGAACAGGCACUAAGAACAAAUGCAAUAAGAGCCAAAGUCGAAAAAUCCACAACAAACAGCAAGUGCUGCCUUUGUAAAGAAGCAGAUGAAACCGUGGACCACCUAAUCAGCUGUUGUAAAAAGAUCGCACAGACUGACUACAAACAAAGGCAUGACAAGGUAGCAGGGAUGAUACACUGGAACAUCUGCAAAAAAUACAAGCUACCUGUAGCCAAGAAUUGGUGGGACCAUAAAAUUGAAAAAGUUGAAGAAAAUGAAGAUGUAAACAUAUUAUGGGACUUCCGACUACAAACAGACAAACAUCUGCCACACAAUACACCAGAUAUAACUGUAGUCGAGAAGAAAGAAAAACAAGUUAAAAUAAUCGACAUAGCAAUACCAGGGGAUAGCAGAAUAGAAGAAAAAGAAAUAGAAAAAAUCACCAAAUACAAAGAUCUACAAAUUGAAAUUGAAAGGCUGUGGCAGAAAAAGACCAAAAUAAUCCCAGUGGUAAUUGGCGCCCUGGGUGCAGUUCCAAAAGACCUUGAAGAGCACCUCAACACCAUAGGGGCCACAGAAAUCACCAUCAGCCAGUUACAAAAAGCAGCUUUACUGGGAACAGCCUAUAUUCUGUGACGAUAUCUAUAACAACAGCAACAACAUUGACAAUAAAAUUCAGCCAUC
This is a messenger RNA of Hemicordylus capensis (graceful crag lizard), 1833 nucleotides long. RefSeq lists its product as uncharacterized. The transcript is spliced from 2 exons. Bases 871 to 1785 code for a protein of 304 amino acids. The record is from RefSeq and is a predicted model, not a curated record. NCBI's taxonomy places the organism in Eukaryota, Metazoa, Chordata, Lepidosauria, Squamata, Cordylidae.